Malassezia globosa CBS 7966 is the source of this 1482-nucleotide messenger RNA. RefSeq lists its product as uncharacterized. The transcript has a single exon. The record is from RefSeq and is a predicted model, not a curated record. NCBI's taxonomy places the organism in Eukaryota, Fungi, Basidiomycota, Malasseziomycetes, Malasseziales, Malasseziaceae. Gene Ontology annotation, molecular function: L-lactate dehydrogenase (cytochrome) activity; heme binding. Gene Ontology annotation, biological process: lactate metabolic process. The coding region runs from base 1 to 1482 and encodes 493 amino acids.
AUGGGAAAACUGACAUAUGACGAAGUGGCGAAGCAUUCGUCAGCAGAUGAUUGCUGGAUCAUUUUGUAUGGAAAAGUGUAUGAUCUCACCGAGUUCAUUCCGGAGCACCCCGGAGGACCUCAGAUCAUUGUCAAGAAUGCUGGCCGUGACGCUACCAAAUUAUUUGACACGGUGCACCCAAAGGGCACCAUUGAAAAGUAUCUGUCAGCCGACAAGUUCAAGGGCGAGUUUGAUGAGUCUACACUGCCUGGAGAAUACAAAGAGCAGCAAAAGAAGGAGGAGGCCGAAGAACAAGAACGGCGGGCGAAUCUACCUCCGAUGUCGAGUUGUCUAAACCUUCACGACCUGGAGCUGGUGGCGUCAAAAGUCCUGUCUCCCGAGGCUUGGGCAUACUACUCGUCAGCUGCAGACGAUCUUGAGACAUACCAUGAAAAUAAAACGGUAUUCCGACGGAUCUGGUUCCGACCGCGGAUUCUUCGUAAUGUCAGAGUGGUCGAUCCAAGCACAAGCAUUCUUGGGAUUCCUAGCAAGCUGCCUAUCUACAUUACAGCCACGGCGCUUGGUCGUUUGGGACACCCGGACGGGGAGCUGAAUCUUACGCGGGCAGCCGCAAAAACAGGGCUCAUUCAGAUGGUCCCAACACUAUCAUCUUGCUCGUUUGAGGACAUUGUCAAUGCUCGCACAGAGGAUGGUGCACCAACACAGUUUUUCCAGCUCUAUGUCAACAGUGACCGGCGGGUCGUCGUUGAUAUGUUGCGCCGUGCUGAAAAAGCCAAUAUUCAGGCCAUCUUCAUCACAGUCGACGCGCCUCAGCUCGGACGGCGUGAGAAGGACAUGCGGAUGCACUUUAGCGAUGAGGGCUCGAAUGUGCAAGGAGGCGAAAUUCAAAACAGAGACGAAGGUGCGGCACGGGCCAUCAGCUCGUUUAUCGAUCCUGCGCUCGAUUGGGACGGAGCACUUUGGAUUAAACGCAAUACACGGAUUCCUGUGCUCUUGAAAGGCGUGCAAACGUGGGAGGAUGCAGUCAUGGCCUGUGAGAUGGGAUUUGCUGGUGUCGUGCUAUCGAAUCAUGGCGGCCGUCAGCUUGACUAUGCUCGCUCCGGCGUGGAAGUCCUUGAAGAGGUAGUACGUGAGCUGCGCAAGCGCAACAUGUUCCCAAGCCCAGCGUUCCAGAUCUUGGUAGACGGCGGAUUCCGGCGGGGCACUGACAUUCUCAAGGCCAUUGCCAUGGGGGCGACAGCUGUGGGCGUUGGACGUCCGUUCCUGUACGCUUACUCGGCAUAUGGCGUCGAUGGCGUGGUACAUGCGAUCAACCUGCUGCGCGCCGAGUUGGAGAUGAAUAUGCGCCUUAUUGGUGCGAACACCAUUCGGGAUGUCGUGCCAGAGAUGGUCGAUUUGCGUGCACUUCAUACCCAUAAUGGAUUGCCUACGCCAGGUGACGGCUCGUCUGUGCUGGACGUGAUGGACAAGAGCCGUUUGUGA